Messenger RNA from Amblyraja radiata (thorny skate), 1524 nucleotides. Its product is annotated as NACHT, LRR and PYD domains-containing protein 3-like. Bases 45 to 1133 code for a protein of 362 amino acids. Gene Ontology annotation, molecular function: protein binding. The record is from RefSeq and is a predicted model, not a curated record. Gene Ontology annotation, cellular component: cytoplasm. Lineage: Eukaryota; Metazoa; Chordata; Chondrichthyes; Rajiformes; Rajidae. The transcript has 5 exons.
UCAAAUACAAUCUGCAGCCUUCCCAGUUCCUGUCCGGGUUCCUGAUGGAACUUUUGGAGAGAGAGGAUUCAGCCCGGAGCGUGGUGUACACCUUCCCGCACCUCACCAUCCAAGAGUUUGUAGCCGCACUUGCACAAUUCCUGACUGUAGAUCCCGGGAAUAUCGUGAAAUUCCUGUCUGAAGCCCACAGCAAGACAGACGGGCGAUUUGAAAUAUUUCUCCGUUUUGUCGCUGGUCUCUCCUCCCCACGGUCAGCUCGGGUCCUGGAGGAGUUUCUGGGUCCAUUUCCUAAUGAAACAACCUGCCGAGUGAUUGACUGGGUGAAGGAGGAGGUUAAACACCAGGCUGGAAACACAGAGAGUGAAGCUGAUAAACGGAGGCUCCUGAACACGCUUCACUACCUGUUUGAGUCUCAGAAUCCUGGACUGGCUCAGCAGACACUGGGAUCUGUGGAAACACUUUCAUUCUAUGAACUGGGACUGACGCCGAUUGACUUUGCGGUCCUGUCUCAUGUCAUCAGGUUCUGUGAUACAAUCAAACACCUCAAUCUGGAGGACUGCCGCAUUCAGUGUGAAGGUCUCCAGCGGCUGGGACCGGCUCUGCACAAGUGUCAGCGCUUGAGACUGGGUUUCAAUGACCUGGGAGAUUCUGGAGUGAAACUGGUGUCUGCGGCUCUGCAGAACCCGGACUGUAAAAUACAGACUCUGAGGCUGGCUUAUGUCGGUCUCACAGAUUCUGGAGCCAAGGAUCUCGUCUCCGCUCUUAGUACAAACCACUCACUGACAGAGCUGGACCUGAGUGGUAAUAAACUGGGAGAUUCUGGAGUGAAACUGGUGUCUGCGGCUCUGAGGAACCCGGACUGUAAAAUACAGAGACUGUGGCUGAACGGUGUCAGUCUCACAGAUUCUGGUGCCGAGGAUCUCGUCUCCGCUCUCAGUACAAACCACACGGUGACGGAGCUGUGGCUGUCACACAACUAUCUCACAGACCGAUCUGUCCCCGCUCUCCGCCGCCUCAUACUGAACCUCCUGAGACUGAAGCAGAUCGGGCUGGAGAAUAAGUUCAGUGCGGAUGGACGGAACCAGCUGAAGAGUCUGCAGGGAAUCAGACGCGGACUGAGUGUAACCGUGUGAACAUCUCGGGGUGUGAACGUCACUGACCUGGGGAACGGAAUAUUGUUGGCUGAUUCCCCGCUCUCCCAUUUAAAUGGCCGCCCUCCCCUUUAAACACCAACGCUUCCCGGGCCGGCCGGGCAGUGAUGUCAGAGGCGGCCCUGCCCGCUGUCACGUGACCCGGGUACGCGGUGAUGCUGCUGCUGACACCGGAUAUCCGGUGCUGACCCAGUGGGGGACGAGGGAAUUGCAGCUGGAUCUGCAGGAUCCCAGAUGUGACUUUAUCAGCUCCUGCUGUGGAUUGAUAGUGACAACAGCAGCAGCAACAUUGUUCAAACUGUUCAUUCACACAGCAAUGUCUGUUACUGCUGUAUUGUCUGUAAAUCAAAUGUAAAUAGUUAAUGACAGUAAA